GUUGAAUAUGUUUAACAAAAUAUUGAGUUAAUUUUAUUUAAAUAUUAAAUAUAUUUACAGCAGAUAAUUGGAUCUCAAUAAAUUUUAAAGAUAAAUUUUUUAUCUACCUUACACAAGACAGAUUGUGUAAGACAGAUAGGAGGGCCCCAGCAUCCUUCGCUUCGCAUCGUCCUCCCAAAACAAACCCAACACACGCACCGCCGGCGCCCCGCCCCUCGCCCUCUCCACCGGCCGGCAUCGGGCGCCGCUAAUCCACCCACUCAAUCCCCCGGGCGAAGCCAGCUCGCUGCUGCCGCCGCGUCUUCUUCGGCUCGCCUCCGGCGGGAGCCAGAUGCUGUCGAGGCUCUCCCGCGCCGGCCUCCGGGCCCUGAGCCGGGCGAGACCAGGUACAAAUUCAGCUAUUCCAAAGAGCCACGAAGUAGAGGCCAUUAGCGCUCAUAUGGGGAGGAAACUCUUCUCUUCUACCACAAACACUAGAGCCGGUGACAGUAAUAACAAACCAGAAGCUAAGUUUGUGGCCUGCUUUGGUGCAUACAUCUCCCGAUUAAGUACAUUGUCAAUAAUAUCUGUGACUUUUGUCGAUAAGGAUGGUGAGGAAAAGCUUGUUAAAGUUCCUCUUGGAAUGUCAAUGCUAGAGGCUGCUCAUGAGAAUGACAGAGAACUUGAAGGAGCAUGUGAAGGCUCUCUUGCAUGUUCAACGUGCCAUGUGAUUGUAACGGAUGUAAACUACUACAACAAAAUGGAAGAUCCUGUGGAUGAAGAAAAUGAUAUGCUGGACCUUGCUUUUGGGCUUACUGAGACAUCUAGCCUUGGUUGCCAAGUAAUUGUAAGCCCUGAGCUUGAUGGCAUACGUUUGGCACUGCCAUCAGCAACCAGAAAUUUCGCUGUUGAUGGGUAUGUUGCGAAAUCACACUGACUGGCGGAGAGCAUUAAGAUCAUGAAAGUCGCAUGUUGGAAUUUGGGGUACCUGGCUACCUGCUCAGUUUAACAGAAUAAGAGAAUCAGAUAUAAUGUUUGUUAUGCUUGUCUUGUCAUAUCUUCAAUUCUGAAUUUCAUAUUAACCUGAUUUCCUUCUCUAAUUUUGGUGAGAUGGAAAAUCCAUCAAUUUACUAUUUCAGUAACUUUUUUAGUUGGCAGAAGUCAUACAUUUAUGGUCAUACUGUUGAGUAUAUAGAAUGCCAAAUGCUUGAAAGCAUAA
Panicum virgatum (switchgrass) is the source of this 1198-nucleotide messenger RNA. RefSeq names its product 2Fe-2S ferredoxin-like. Gene Ontology annotation, molecular function: 2 iron, 2 sulfur cluster binding. Gene Ontology annotation, cellular component: mitochondrion. Bases 332 to 916 code for a protein of 194 amino acids. Gene Ontology annotation, biological process: P450-containing electron transport chain. The transcript has 8 exons. The record is from RefSeq and is a predicted model, not a curated record. NCBI's taxonomy places the organism in Eukaryota, Viridiplantae, Streptophyta, Magnoliopsida, Poales, Poaceae.